Messenger RNA from Acanthamoeba castellanii str. Neff, 654 nucleotides. RefSeq names its product vacuolar atp synthase subunit h, putative. The record is from RefSeq and is a predicted model, not a curated record. Gene Ontology annotation, cellular component: vacuolar proton-transporting V-type ATPase, V1 domain. The transcript is spliced from 8 exons. Gene Ontology annotation, molecular function: proton-transporting ATPase activity, rotational mechanism; protein binding. Gene Ontology annotation, biological process: proton transmembrane transport. Bases 1 to 654 code for a protein of 217 amino acids. NCBI's taxonomy places the organism in Eukaryota, Discosea, Longamoebia, Acanthamoebidae.
AUGGCGCCCAUAGCGAUCCGCACCCUCUUCCACGUGAUGGUGUGGAGGGACUUCGGCCACAUCUCGAACCUCGUCUCGCAGCUCGUCGAGGUCAUCAGGAAGGAGGACCGCGUCAAGAUCAGGAGAGUCGGCGUUGCCACCCUCAGGAACAUUCUGAGCAAGGGCGAGAACAACGAACAGAUGAUCAAGGCCGGCAUGGUCAAGCUCGCUGCUGGUCUCACGCAGAAGAAAUGGAAGGACGAGGACAUUGAGCAGGAUCUCGCGGUGCUGAACGAGGUGCUCGAGAAGGACGUGAACGUGCUCAACUCGUUCGAGCUGUACAGGGAGGAGGUCAUGUCGGGCAACCUCGUUUGGUCUCUGGUCCACCGCUCGGAGAAGUUCUGGAGGGAGAACGUGGGCAGAUUCGAGGAGAACAACUUCAAGGUUUUGGGGUCGUCGAACAACCCGCAAGUGUUGGCCAUCGCCUGCUACGACUUGGGCGAGUUCGUGCGCUUCCACCCUCGCGGCAGAAAAGUGCUUUCUAAGAUGGACGGUAAGGUGGAUAUCAUGAACCUCAUGACCAACAACCCCGACGCCGAGGUGCAGAAGCACGCCCUGCUCUGCGUGCAGAAGAUGAUGGUCCACAACUGGGAGUAUCUCUCGAACGCGAACUAA